Zingiber officinale is the source of this 2286-nucleotide messenger RNA. RefSeq lists its product as uncharacterized. The transcript has 6 exons. Lineage: Eukaryota; Viridiplantae; Streptophyta; Magnoliopsida; Zingiberales; Zingiberaceae. The coding region runs from base 62 to 1867 and encodes 601 amino acids. Gene Ontology annotation, molecular function: translation initiation factor activity; mRNA binding. The record is from RefSeq and is a predicted model, not a curated record.
UCAUUUCUCAAGAUCGCGGAGAAUCCAAAGGUGUCGAAGAAGAGAAAGAGAGGAAGAAAAGAUGUCGAAGAAGAAGGCUUCCUUGACCAUGACGCUUAAGGACUUUCAUGGCGGCUCCAUCCCUUCCCAACUCGCCCUCCCCUCAGCACCUGGCAGCGGCAUCAACAACGCCUCCGCUAGGCCGACCGAUCGACCUGGCGCUUGGGGCAUUGGUGUACCACCCGGCGCCGGCAGGUCCGACCUUCAAAACCACCACUUUCUCCGCCCCCGUCCCGGAUCCGCAGGUGCGGCUUCAGCCCCUGCUCGCGCCCGCGAGGAACGACCCGCUGAGUUCCUCUCACAUCCGCCCCACAUCGGCAGGCAUUUUGAUGAGGAUGAGCGCGAGCCCUUCGACGUUUCCUCCGUCCCCCGCCGCGCCGCCGCCCCUGACGAUGUUCUCCGGCCCUUUGCCCCUCCCAGAUCCGAGCCCAAGCGCCCCAUCUCGAGUCCGAUAGUUCCCUCACCUGUCAUCGCUCCUGUGCCUAACCCUGGCCAUGUUUCCCCCUCUCCUCGUCCCUCCAACAACGGCGGCCCUGCUUGGGGUCCGAGGAAGGAAGUCGGAAGUGAGCCGCCGCCUUCUUUGCCGACCCAGCCUGUAUGUUCGGCAUCGAGGCUCGCACAGGCGAGCGCAGUUGAGAAGGUGUCAUCGGGCAGAUGGAACUUAAGGCAUCCAGAGGCAGAGACUGUCAGCCCCCAUGAAAGGGAAGACAUGGAAAGGCAGUUUGUUGAGACAGUUGGAAUUGUAGACGGCAUCUAUCGGGAUCUAGAAAGGGAGAAUCCAAAAUCAGUUUCGUCGCAGGUGGUCUAUGCAGACGUCAAGGAGAGGGCUUUACCAGUCUCUUAUCCAGUUAGGGUACAAGAUCAGCAUCGGGCAAGAUCUCCAAUGUACCCUGAGGUGAACGAGAAACAAACUAUUGGUUACUUGUUUGAGGGUGUUCGGCCAACUUCCUGUGAUGGUGCGUUCAGUGGGUCAAAAGUACACAAGCAAGGUGCGACAGAGGUGUUCGAGCAUCCAAAGCUUAAGCUUCUCCCAAGAAGAAAGCCACUUGAAUCUCAAGACAUUCAAAUUAGGGAUUUUGAUGACAAGCAGGCAUAUCAGGUAUCCAUGAACGAUGCCCAUGAAGUGCAUGGCAAUUUAAAUUUGCCAAAACCAGAGUCAGCUGGAGCAGAUGAAGGGGAGCAAGCAAUUGAACGCCCCAAACUGAAUCUAAAGCCUCGGUCACAAACUAUUGAGCAGUCAGAAGGAGGUGCUGACAGGGAGAGGAAAAGUGUUUUUGGCGGAGCUCGACCACGGGAACUGGUUUUGAAGGAGCGUGGCAUAGAUAUUGCAGCUAAUGAGCUUGACAUGAUCAGAUCAUCCAACAGGACUAGGAAUGAUCUUCUGAAGAUCGAUCACAAGACAGAGCCAAAUUCAUCAACCCAACUUGGAGAAAGAGCUGAGAGGCUAUCCGUUGGGCAAAGGACUGCGAAGGAUACGGAGAGCAAAGACCAUCGCCCGGAUAAUGAGAGAGUAGAUAUGCAAAGUGCUUUGUGGAGAAAUAAUAACAGAAAGAACUCUAGAGAGAGUGACAAACCACUUGAACAACCUCGGGCGGAUACUGACAAUUGGCGCAAGCCCGUCAUAGAGAAUCAAAAAUCUGAAGUUCCUGGACCUCGAUUUGGAAAAGGUGCCUCUGCAUUGGAGCUUGCUCAAUCAUUCUCGAGAUCUGUUUCCGAUGGUAGGCUAGAGAAUAAGAUUCCUGGUCAGAAUCAACUUCCCUUUUCUCGCCUUACUGGCGCCAAGGAGCUUUACUCAGGAACGACUCAUAGGCAGAUUAACGGCUACUGAUUUAUUGUUUUUCUCCGAGCUUCGAAACAGUAUUGAACCGGUUGACCAUUCUCGCAGCCAGCGUUCUAUUUCUUGGGCAAUCAGAUAGUAGCAUGAUGCAUUGCUCUGACAAACAUUAUUUGAAUUACUGAUUCUAAACAAAAGAUGAUUAAGGAAGCCAUUCUACUAAAUUUUUUGUUUAUGAUCAUUUCUAAAUCCUUGCAGAUUGAGUACUUUCUUUUAGGAUCAACAUUAAACGAUGCAGAAAGACAAUUUGUACUGAGGUGAAGUUUCAGAUUCUUUGUUGGAAUUGUAUACGAGUCUAUCUGGUGCUUGAAAGCAAUCUCAUACCAAAUGAUUGACUCUUGAUUAAGUCUUUGUAGUCUACAUUUAAAAGCAAUUGAUAGAUAUAAUAAAGUCAACCAGUUAGGUUUUUUUUA